Molecule: messenger RNA, 1345 nt
Organism: Cydia pomonella (codling moth)
Lineage: Eukaryota; Metazoa; Arthropoda; Insecta; Lepidoptera; Tortricidae
Exons: 2
Coding region: 779-1159 (126 amino acids)
Source: RefSeq, a predicted model, not a curated record
CAAAAUAGACUUUUUGCAAAAACUCGAAAACGGCUAGACCGAUCACGUUUGCUAUAGUUUUCCUCGAAAGUCGUUACUAAGCUCUACUUUCAUGAUAUUUUUCAUAUUUUAUGGCUCCAUGGUUCAGAAGUUAGGGGAAGUAGAGGGGGAAACAUAUAUUUCUCCUUACAGAACGACUUUUUUCCAAAAAUAUUUCGUUUAUCAAAUAAUGAUUCGUGAAAACACCUAGUGUUAAAAGACAUAUCUAACGACACCUCAAAGUAUAGGGUUGAACUGAAAAAAAAAACAUCAUCCCCACUUCUGGUAGAGGGGGAUAUUCUUACAUAGCCGAAAAAAAGUGAAAAUAAGAUUUCUCCGUCACGGCCCUCUUUUGUUUAAAUUAUUUCUCGAAAAUAAGUAAGCCUACCUCACUUUUCACCGACUUUCGUAUAUCCUACCGAGGCGCAGCAACUGCCGAUUAGAAACAGGUGGUAACAGCGACGAUCCGAGUUUGAUCCCCGGACGUGUAUGCAGAUAUAACUUUUUGUAUUUUUUUGGACUUGGAUUUCAUACUUUUAUUGACAAAGCGAGUGUGCUAAUGAAAUUUUGUGAGCAGUUUCGAUAAUUAUUAUUUUGGGAAUAAGUUUUUUUUUGUAUUUGUAAAUCAAUAAUAUACUACGUUUAUCAAAAGUAAUAAAUUUCGUUCCAACCGAAAGACUGUCGUGGAAGUCACACACUUUUUUAUUUAACUGUUACUUUUAAGGGUUAUUCUUCGAAACUUGAAGUUGCCGGUGCUAUAAUGAUAUCUGUUGCGGUUUUGCUGUCCAUCACAAUUUUAAUAAAUCUUACUCGAUCGGCGCAAAAUCUACAGAACAACGCGGACAAUUUGUCACGCAGUUUGAAGCAACUACACUUACACGCGUGCUUACAAACAGGUAAAAUUACUAAGUGCAUAACGUUUGGUACUACUGUGGAUGUUAAACCUACGUCGAUCGUAAUUAAUAAGGCACAUAAUGCAAAACAAAAGGAAGUACUGCAGAUUCUACGUGUUAUAUUAAAUCAACCGAUAUACAUCAAAGCGUUUGGCGCCGUGAACGUCAAUAUGUCUCUGGUCCCCGCGUGCUUUGGGCUUAUCAUGUCAUAUACCGUCGUCGCUCUACAGUUCAACAACGUCGUAUAAUGUCGUGUAACGUUGUAUAACUUUUAAUCGAAGUGUAUCGGAGUUUUAAUAUAUUGUUAUCAUUAAUCACAGGCCUUUUCGUCUAUUGCAGACGAUUUAUGCAUUGCUGUUAAGACAACGGGUUUGGCGACCGUAGAUACCGAUGCGUCAUCACUAGUAUCUAUGUAUUAUGAUGAAAGAAAUAAG